Messenger RNA from Mixia osmundae IAM 14324, 1811 nucleotides. RefSeq lists its product as uncharacterized. The coding region runs from base 21 to 1811 and encodes 596 amino acids. The record is from RefSeq and is a predicted model, not a curated record. Gene Ontology annotation, molecular function: snoRNA binding. Lineage: Eukaryota; Fungi; Basidiomycota; Mixiomycetes; Mixiales; Mixiaceae. Gene Ontology annotation, cellular component: small-subunit processome; box C/D methylation guide snoRNP complex. The transcript has 5 exons.
AGGCUGCAAAUUGGUAGGGUAUGCUGGUUCUAUACGAGACCUCGCUCGGCUUCUGUCUGUUCAGGCUCGCCGACAAUGGCAAGCUCGAAGACAAGAAUCUCUGGAAGGAAUUUGAAACGCCAGAAGGAGCCAACAACUUGCUGAAGCUACAAUCGAUCCAUCGAUUUUCAUCUACUGCAGAUGCCGUCGAAGACAUCACCGCCAUCUCAGCCGGCAAGCUGUCAAAGUCACUCAAGAAAUUUCUUGUAGAGGAGGUACAAGACAAGCAUGUCGGCAAGAAAGGCUCUGCGACUGCCAAAGAGACCCUUCUCGUCAGCGAUCCCAAGCUAGGCGGCGCAAUCUCGAAAAAGUUGGAGAUCCAAGUCAUCUCUGAGUCGACGAAGCUGCAGACGCAAGAUCUUUACCGAGGCAUGCGAACUCAGAUUGCCGCACUCCUGGGCGAGUAUCAGGUCGAGGAGAGCGACCUGAACACGAUGGCGCUCGGCCUUUCGCAUUCACUGUCGAGAUACAAGCUCAAGUUUUCGCCGGACAAGGUGGAUACGAUGAUAGUGCAAGCCAUCGCUCUGCUCGACGACCUCGAUAAGGAGAUCAACAUUUACUCUAUGCGCGUCAAGGAAUGGUACGGAUGGCACUUCCCAGAGAUGGCCAAGAUCAUCUCGGACAAUCUCGCCUAUGCCAAAGUCGUCAAAGCCAUGGGACUCCGCACCAAUGCAGCCUCGACAGACUUUUCGACUAUCUUGCCAGAGCAGGAGGAAGAGACCCUCAAAGCUGCUGCUGUCAUUUCGAUGGGCACAGAAAUCUCGGAUUCUGAUCUUGCACAUAUCCAUCUGCUGACUGAUCAAGUCAUCUCCAUCACGACCUAUCGCGCCGAACUUUACUCGUACCUGCAAAACCGUAUGGCCGCCAUUGCGCCCAAUCUGACUGCAUUGCUCGGUGAGCUAGUCGGCGCCAGGUUGAUCGCCCACGCCGGCACACUGCUCAAUCUUGCGAAGCAACCGGCGAGUACUGUCCAGAUCCUCGGAGCAGAAAAAGCAUUGUUCAGGGCGAUGAAGACCAAGCACGACACACCCAAAUAUGGGCUCAUCUUCCAUGCGAGCCUGGUCGGUCAAGCGCCGCAAAAGCUAAAGGGCAAGAUGGCCCGUAUGGUUGCUACUAAGGCUGCGCUUUCGAUUCGACUCGAUGCACUAGCAGACGCAGAUACGCGAUCAGGCGAGGAAGCACCAUCGAUUGGUCUUGCAGCGCGUGCGAAACUCGAGUCUCGAUUGCGAUUUUUGCAAGAAGGCAUGGGUAUCCAGAGCGUCAGGCGAGCGGACAGAAGUGAUCGAGGCAACCAGGCGCCUUUCGAGAUGAGAGGUACAGGCGCAACUUACAAUUCUGCUGCCGACAGCUUGAUACCGACACAACGUCAGCCAGUCUCGCCAGAAGUGUCCAUGACGGGCGACGAGGAUGAGAAGGCAGCAAAGAAGAGGCGGAAAGAGGAAAAGCGAGCUGCAAAGGCAGCCAAGGCCGGGACAUCUACUGCAACCCUCACCAACGGCAUCAACGGCGAUGCGUCACAUUCUGCCGAUCUUGCUGACGAAACAACCGAUAAGGCGGCGCGGAAGGAAGCCAAGCGACUGAAGAAGGCUGCAAAAGCAGCGGCAGCGGCAGCCAAUACAGACGCACUGCCUGCCGCCGCGGUUCCAGACCCGAGCACGAGCUCGAAGAAGCGCAAGGCAGAAGAAGCUGAGACGACGGGGGGAAGUCAAUUAGUCGGGGCAGAAGUCAAUGGCGAAAAGAAGAAGAAGAAGAAACGCCAUAGUGAGGCAUAG